Neoarthrinium moseri is the source of this 1800-nucleotide messenger RNA. RefSeq lists its product as uncharacterized. Gene Ontology annotation, molecular function: calcium ion binding; alpha-amylase activity; starch binding. The transcript is spliced from 13 exons. The record is from RefSeq and is a predicted model, not a curated record. Bases 1 to 1800 code for a protein of 599 amino acids. NCBI's taxonomy places the organism in Eukaryota, Fungi, Ascomycota, Sordariomycetes, Amphisphaeriales, Apiosporaceae. Gene Ontology annotation, biological process: carbohydrate catabolic process.
AUGAAGUCAACUUAUCUGUUGUCUGCUCUUUGGGCUGCGGCCACUCAAGGUCUGAGCACCGCAGACUGGCAGAAACAGUCCAUCUACCAGAUCGUGACCGACCGGUUUGCUCGAACGGAUGGCUCGACGACGGCUAGCUGCGACUUGACUCGGUAUUGUGGUGGAACAUGGAGGGGAAUCAUCAACCACCUGGACUAUAUCCAGGGUAUGGGAUUCACUGCCAUAUGGAUCUCGCCUGUUGUCACCAACAUUCUCGAAGGUUCAGGCGGUACAUCUUACCAUGGAUAUUGGGCCCAAGAUAUCACAACGGUGAACUCGAAUUUCGGAAGCGGAGAUGAUCUGAAAGCCCUAGCAGAUGCUCUGCAUAAUCGCGGCAUGUAUCUCAUGGUUGACGUUGUCACCAACCACAUGGGCUCUCCCAACGCCGCCAGCAGUGUCGACUAUAGCAUCUACAACCCGUUCAACUCGCAGAGCGACUUCCACUCGCCAUGUGACAUCAACUACAAUGAUGACAACUCAGUGAUCACUUGUUGGCAGGUCCUGUCGUCGCCUAGCCUUCCGGAUCUGAAGACUGAAGACACCAGUAUCCGCAGCACGUGGAACGACUGGAUCACUCCGCUCAUCUCGAAAUAUGGUAUCGACGGGCUGCGCAUGGACAGCACAAAGCAUAUCGAAAAAGACUUUUGGCCGGGUUGGGUCUCGGCUUCAGGAGUUUACAACAUGGGAGAGGUGUAUGAUGGCGAUCCGAGCAAGUUCCCCGACUGGCUCAAUUACAUAAGUGGUCUCGUGAACUACCCGGUAUACUAUUGGAUCACGCGGGCUUUCCAGUCCUCUUCUGGUUCGAUCAGCGACCUGGUUAGUGGUAUCAAUACGAUGAAGGGUUCCAUGAAAACGAGUACCAUGGGAUCUUUCAUGGAGAAUCAUGAUCAAGUCCGAUUCGCUUCGUUGACUAGUGACGUGAACUUGAUCAAGAAUGCGAUCGCAUUCACAGUACUAGCUGAUGGUAUUCCGAUCAUCUAUUAUGGCCAGGAACAGCAAUACUCUGGCGGUGCCGACCCGAACAACCGAGAGCCGCUCUGGACUUCGGGCUACAACACCAACUCAGCGCUGUACAAGUUUAUCACAGCCGUGAACAAGAUCCGCAGCACCGCCAUCUCCAAGAGCACUGCCUAUAUCUCGUAUCAGGCAAACCCCCUAUACUCGGACUCACACGUGAUAGCGAUGAAGAAGGGGGACGUUGUCGGGGUCUUCACUAAUAUUGGUGGCAGCUCCAGCUCUUCUGUUAGCCUCAGCGGCUUCACUGCAUCUCAGGCCCUGGUCGAUGCCAUCAGCUGUACAUCGUAUACUGCAGACAGUAGCGGUAGACUGACCCUCGCAGUCGGGCCAGCCCCUGUCGUUCUGCUACCAUCCUCUUAUGGUUUAUGUACGGGCUCUGGUGGCACAACAACGGCUACUGCCCCGGCGGGAACUGCAACUGCGUGCUCUACGGUGCCCGUCACAUUCACCGAGACGAAAUCUACUAACUACGGCGAGAUCAUCAAGAUCGUAGGAAACGUUGCCGCCCUCGGGAGCUGGGACACCAGCAAGGCCGUGGCGCUGAGCGCGGCGUCGUACACGACGGCGCGGCCCGUCUGGACUGGCACCGUCCGGUUCACGCCCGGCGCCACCGUCCAGUACAAGUACAUCCUGGUGUCCAGCAGUGGCGCCGUGACCUGGGAGGCCGACCCCAACCAUACGUACACGGUGCCGACGUCGUGCACCGCAGCUGAGGCCGCGGUCUCUGAUACUUGGCAGAGUUGA